AUGAUUUCUCGAAGCCUCGAGAUCAAUCAAGCCAAAUUUUGCUCCAGGUCGCCACCACCACAAGCAGCUGCCGCCCUUGUGGAUCAGAGGAUUGCCACUAUGCAAAUCCUGCUCUCCAAGGCAGCGCUCCGAGACGAGAAUCUUGCUGGAUUUCGGAACUGCUCCAUGGACGGCGUUUGUUUCGUACAACAAAUUGUGUAUAUUCUUCGGGUUGCCUGCAAUCAACCACCAGAGAAUCAAAUGGUUGAAGGCAUAAAAGUCUGUGAACUCAUCAAUCUUUCCCUAAUUAUCCUCCAUUGCUUAUGUCGUGACAGAGAGUUAUUAGAAACGAUAGUUUACUACCUCCUACAUUUGGAAAAUAUGAAAGUAAGAGAAUGUGAUGUGCUGCUUCCUUUCUACGUUCUUCAUGAGGCACAUGAAGAAAUCAUUAAAAAGACCGCAAUCUCUCUUAUCGAGGCGACUGUUUGCCAUCCCAAGAUGGCAGCAUUGUUUAGUCAAAACCAUAGCCUGAUAAAUGGGUUACAACAGUUCGCCAGAAGAAAUCUUGCCAAGGAGUCGUUGAAAACGAUAAUGCUUGGUGAAACAAUGUCACGAAAUCCUCCAUCAUCGUACAUGAAAACGAAAGAAAAGUCAAACAUUUUGUCAUCGUUGGAGGUAUCAACGUCGUCUACAGCUCUACCGUCGGUUAUGCCUAGCCCAGUGCAGAGUAUAGAAUUAGGCUGUGAAUCUUCUAUGUGGCCAGAAUCAGUGGAAGGUGCCGGCGAGCAAAUUCUCGAGGAUUUCGCUGUUACUGAUAAUGAUCCAUUCGUGAACGUCUUCUGUCCAUCAGUAAUGCCGCAGAACUCGCCGCCAUUCUCACGUAUCUUCACAGUUCCCUUAAUUUCUUUUCUAGCAAAUGUCAAUCACUCUGACAUGAAUGACAAAAGAUUGGGCACCUUCAGUGAGGAUGCGAUGCAAAUCAACAGCCCUCAAGGCGCAUGGGAUUCCCCGAACUCGUUGCACUAUUCGGAAUGUGGUGGUUAUCUACCACCUCCGCACAUAACUCCUCACGAUCCUCAUCAUUCCCAUCAAAUGGUUGGUGAAGGUAUGUCAUCUCAAAUUGGAGCAUAUCCUCAUUCGCAUCAACCACCACCGCCAUAUUAUGCCACAGAACUAUGGCAUCCAAACAUAUCAAAUCAACAUUCAAAUAUAGGAAUGCAUUCUAUGCAUAAUUAUUACGCACCUCAAAAUCACUCAUAUCCAUCGAAUGUCGAUUACGCCCAACGUUACGAUGACUACCAUCGCCACUACGGUCGAUUUCACUAG
Messenger RNA from Angiostrongylus costaricensis, 1305 nucleotides. Lineage: Eukaryota; Metazoa; Nematoda; Chromadorea; Rhabditida; Metastrongylidae. The record is from the annotation of a GenBank genome assembly.